Lytechinus pictus (painted urchin) is the source of this 3889-nucleotide messenger RNA. RefSeq lists its product as uncharacterized. NCBI's taxonomy places the organism in Eukaryota, Metazoa, Echinodermata, Echinoidea, Temnopleuroida, Toxopneustidae. Gene Ontology annotation, molecular function: zinc ion binding; translation regulator activity; single-stranded RNA binding. The transcript is spliced from 6 exons. The record is from RefSeq and is a predicted model, not a curated record. Gene Ontology annotation, biological process: positive regulation of cytoplasmic translation. The coding region runs from base 174 to 818 and encodes 214 amino acids. Gene Ontology annotation, cellular component: cytoplasm.
ACUUCAUUACAGCGAAGCGCGAGAAAAGCAGAAAGGAAAGCAAGAUGGAUUGUUUUUUGCGUUUCGUGUGCAAAUGUCACGUGCCAAAAACGACAUUUUACAUGCUGCUGGAUCUAGGAACAGAGGCUUCUUUUGAGACAUUUCGGUGAUACAAAUUGAUAUUAGAUUCCAAGAUGAACUCUGGUCCGUGCUUCAGAUGCGGUAAGGGUGGGCAUAUUGCCCGUGAUUGUCAGAAUGAAAUGAGAAAUGGUGACGACUACACUAGGACUGGAUUUGGGGGAGGAAGAAAUAGAGAUACUAGAUGCUACAAGUGUAACCAGUUUGGUCACAGGGCCCGUGAUUGUUCAGACACAUCUGAGGAGGAUCUCUGCUAUCGAUGUGGAAAACCAGGGCACAUCUCCAGUAGCUGUCCAAACACCGAUAUAGAAUAUGUCAAGUGUUACAACUGUGGGAAACAGGGACACAUGAAGAGUAACUGUCCUGAGGGUAAGGCUUGCUACAACUGUGGGAGCAGCAGUCAUGUGAAAGCCCAGUGUCCAGAGAAUGGAGAUAGCAGAGACUAUGGAAGUCGUGGAAGAUCAGGUGGUGGUGGUGGUGGUGGUUCAGCCUGUUAUAACUGUAAGGAGGAAGGUCACCAAGCUUAUGCAUGCCCCAACAUGACUUGCUACAACUGUGACGGGAAAGGACACAAGGCUUGUGACUGUCCUGAAGGAGAGAGUCAAGAGUACCGGGGUUACCGUGGAACGCAGAAAGAUACCAAGUGCUACAACUGUGGCAGGAUGGGCCACAUGGCUCGUGAUUGCAGUGGCAGCGCUUGAACCAUCAAACCCCACUCCGGCUAUCUCCACUAAAACCUUGUUGUUUCCAGUCAGUUGAUGGGGGUAGGAAAGAAGAGAUAUGAACUAUUGAAAUACAAAGUUUGUUUUUUCUUAAGUGAAAAAAAAAAGAAAAGAAUGUGAGCAUAAUACAUUGAGACAAAUUCAACUGACAAAAAGUGGUGCAACCACUUUGAUUAUCAUGUUUGGUGGUGUUGAUAAUCAAAGAAAAAUAAAUGUGAAAAUCAAGCCUGAUGUGUGGAAAAGUGGAACACUAGGGUGUAUAAAGAUGCAAGAUGCCGGAAUUGGCCGUCAUAGAAGCAGUGUGGCAGCUGUCUAGUGUGAUUCUGGCAGGCCUGUGCAGGAAGAGCACAGUUCGGUGUCGAGGGGAGAUAUGGGAGAUCAAAGAAAAAAAAAAUUCAAAUGACCUUGUUUGGUCAACUGAUUAAGAUACUGGGUGAUGGUGUAGGAGUAUCUAGUGGAGUGGAGUUUGGUGAUGAGCCCAAUCCUUUUUAACAACAUGGGAUAGGCUUUCUUAGAGAUAUCUUAAGUUUUCAAAGCAGAUAUUAGUUGUAAUGGUGUUCAAAAAUAAUACAAUCAUAUAUGGAUAUUGCAGAAAAAUGAUGGUUUGCGUUUGGAUUUAUGUUGCUUGUAAUAUUCUUUUAUUCAUUUUUUUUUCCCUGCUCUAAAAUUAUAAUUUGUCACCUAAAUGAAGUGAAGCUUCUGGAUGUUCUAACAAAGCAGCUGAGCUUGUAUGUGUAUAUUAUGAUUAUCAUAAGUUACAAGUGAAAAUAAACUUUUUUAGUUUUUAGAUUGUGCAUUACACCUACAUGUAGGUUAGUGCAUGUCUUAUGCACUAUAGGAAAGAGAAUUGAAAAAAAAGUAAAAUAUUUUUUUUCUAUUAUCAUUAAUACAAUUCAGAAUGAAUCAUUGGAUGUUGAGUACAACUGGCAAUUUUUUUUUCAGGGGCUAUUUUUCACAACUUACAGCCUGAAUUUGCAACAUUGGGUAAGCUUUAAUAUUGCAAUGAAUAAGGAUUUCUAGUUUCCAUGUUCAUUUUUUGUUUACUCUCAUUGUUUAGAUAUUUAUAGUUCCAAUACAGCCAUUGAUAAGGUGUUCAAAUUGCUGUUUUGAAUGUGAUUCAUGUCUAGUAUUUAAUGUUAGUGUUAGUAUGGUUAAUUUCUCAUAGAUGAUAAGUGUAAAGGGAUGGAAAGAAUUAAACAAGUACGAUUUGUUUUUACAGAGUUCUUUGUAAUUUAUAUAUCCCUUUUAGUUAAGGCGACCGCACACCUUACGAUUGGUCUGCGACUCGAUUUUGGAAUAAAAUGUAGUAGAAUUUGAUGCUAAUAUUGAGACUUGGAAUAUCUUACUGUUUAAUAUCCUAAAUCAUCGUACAAAUACCUAUGUUAAAUUCUGUGACUAUGCUAUCAUCCUUCUUAGAAUAAAAGCAAAUUUAAUAUCUAGUCGUAAUGACGUCAUAGCAGUCGUACGAUUUGCUACGAUUUGAAACUAAUUUGGCCUUUUCUCCAAAAUAAAGGCUUGCAAUCUUUCAAAACGGUUAUAUUAGUAUUCUUUCCAUUAAUUUUAACCUCAAAUAAAAUGAUUUGUUCCAUUCACAUUUUCAGAAAAUGAGCAAAAUGCGAUUUGUUCCAAAAUCAGAUCGCGAACAGUCGUAAGGUGUGCGGUGGCCUUUAAGCAGGUACAUUGCUAUUGCAUAUUAUUGUUUUAAUAUGACCAUCUUUAUUCCUGAAUAAAUUAUGUGCCUGUGUAACUAAUAAUGAGAUACAUUACCAUUUUGCUUCAUGAAUGAAAUUAGAAUCACAUUUCUUUUCUCUUACAAUGCAUUCUAUAUUUUAGACUUUUACAGGCCUAUCAGGAUUUAAAAUUAUUUAUGAAGGAUCAUUUUCUAGUAGCAGUGUUUCGUUCACAUGGAAAAUGAUACAUGAAAUGUUAUACUUAACGAAUGUUAAUGGUUUUAAGAAUUUUAUUCAUGUAUGUUGUGUCAGUGUUAAACAAUUAAAAUCUUAAUUUUCUGCUGGGUGUAUUUUAUUAUUAACUGCACACUUCCUGGUGUCAUCCAAUGAUGGAAUUAUUUUUUUUGAUACCCAUCAAUCAAUAAAACAAAAUGGAAAUAAAUGACUGAACAAUUUUGAUUUUGAAACAAAAGUUGAUAUGAUGGCUGCUACAUGAUGCAGGGAAGUGACCAUGAUUUGACAAGUAUCAGUGUGGCCAUGUACUAUCAUUCAUUGCUUUUGUAAAUAUUGUUUGUAUGGAAAGGGCAGUUCAGAUUUCUUUUGUUGAGUAAUGGAAAAAAAACAAGCCCUGAUCACUUCUGAAUUUUUCUUUCCGAAAGUGGCUGAAAUCAUCUUAGUUUUCUGAAAAUGCUGCAUCGUACAUUAAUAAUGUUCCAUUUAGUGCAUCCUGUAAAACAAAACAUUGCUAUCAAUAACACAAGUCAGUGGUGCUGUGGAUCGUAUUUCUAUGGUGGUUCUUCAAAUACAAUUUUUAGCUUAACAUUUCGAAGUAGAAAAGAAUGGUGAUAAACCAACAGAAAGUAAUAUGUAUUUUACGUUGCAUCAUACCACUCAAGACAAAGGUCAGUGUCGGCUUCAUGUAGGCAUUGCAAAAUUGUUGAUAGCCAUAAUUCUUCAGAAAACUAUGUCCAUUGUGAUAUAUGUGGGAUUCAAUAUACACUGGACUAAACCUUUGAACAGAAGGCAAGAAGUAUCUGAGCUGAAGUGAGGUCUUGGCAAUCAUUAAGAAACUAAAUGGGAGGGGGUUGUAAUCAUAUUUGUGUGUCCAUGAAUGUGACCCUUAUAUUAUUAUUGGACCAGCAGUUUUAUCAGUGGCACUUGUGAAGACGCCUCCUUGGAUCCAGGGCCGACAUUAACCUUUGAUCCCUGUUUUAUUUUGAUAAUUUAGCCCUGUUACAGUCAUGUAUCAUAUUUACCUGCUGAAGAUCAUAUCUGUGCCCGUAGCUUUGUACAUAGUUUAUGAUCUGGAAACUUUAAAAUGUUUGAUUAUCCACUUGACAGAGAAGAUCAAUUAAGAACACUUUGAGUAUAAAGUAAUAA